UUUUUUUUUUACAUGUUCUCCUCUUGAGUGAUGCAACCUGUUGUUUGCCUGUCUAAUGUGUAACACCGGCAGCCAUUUGUCGCGUCGCUGACAUUUAAAGUUAAUCGUUAACUCGACGGUGCUCGGCGUGCUAACGAUGACAGCACGCGCACGAGCCUGUAGCCCAUCAUGGCCGAUGACUUUGAAAGUGGGAGCUCUGGGGCCUCUCAGACAUACCCCAUGCAGUGCUCUGCACUGAGGAAGAAUGGCUUUGUCAUGCUGAAAGGACGCCCCUGUAAAAUCGUCGAAAUGACUACCUCCAAGACCGGCAAGCACGGGCACGCCAAGGUCCACCUUGUUGGAAUUGACAUCUUUACCUCUAAGAAGUUAGAAGAUAUCUGCCCAUCUACCCACAACAUGGAUGUCCCAAACGUAUCAAGGAAAGACUACCAGAUGAUUGAUAUCAAUGACAGUUACUUGACCCUGUUGGAUGACGGUGGAGAAACCAGAGAGGACCUUAAAUUGCCCGAAGGUGAAUUGGGCCAAGACAUCGAGAAGAGGCAUGGUAAUGGCGAUAGUUUUCUGGUCACGGUGCUGAACGCAAUAGGCGAAGAGUGUGUAGUUGGCAUUAAAAACUUGAAUUAAAAAAAUAAGUCCAGGACAGUGCUGGAGACAUCGCACGUCUACGCUCCAUGAUGCCUUUGAAACUUCACCGAAGCUACUCGCCUGCAUCCCCACACCUCAAUCAGUUUCUCCACUGGUCAGCUGAAAUCCAGAAACUGGACUGGGUCAGCGCGUUCAGCCAUACCUUUUGGCUCCGGCCUGACUGGGAGUCGCUUCAAUUACUUUGCAAAGGGUACUGAUAUUAUUCCAACAAUUCCAACCAGCAGUUCAUAAGUCUUUUUUUGAAAUUUGGGUGAUGUGUUUUUAUUCUGUUUAAUUCUUUUGAAAUCAUUCCUACUGUAUUUUUUUUCCUGAAUUAAAUUUGGAGCUCUUGAUUUGACUGUGACCAUGUGUUCAAAGGCUUGUUAACCCCUGGUGUGCUGCACCUUGGUGUCAACUCAAAUUCUCCUCAAAAAAGUUUAUUUCAUUUUAUUUUUUGCUCCACUGGCUGAGAUGAUGGGUCAGGGGAGCUUCACCUGUGCGUGGUUAACAAUUGAGAUGGGCUAGACUGAGAGAUGACUUAUGCAGCUUUGAAUUCAUGUGAGCAGCAACAUUUUAUUUACUCCGAAUUUUAAGCUUUUGUUGCAGAAAGACUUCUACUUGCUUGUGAGCAGGUCUCAGUAAGGGCAGCCUUUUUAAACUCUGCUGUCUCAGCCGAACAGGCCUGGACAGGCGUGGCUGGGUGGGGCGGGGCCCAUUUUCUUUUUUUUCUGUUGUAUGAAACUACUUUUCCUUUCACUUGGGGCUUUUUUUAGUUGACAGAUGUAUACAAAAUUUUGAAAGAACAAAACACUGAAAACCUUAUUAUUGCAUUGGAAAAUUGUCUUGUUUGUGGGACUUGGAAUAUAAUUAUGUUUUCAUCAGUGUAUAAUCACCUGAAAAUGAUUUUUAUUUUUUUUUAUUUUUCUUACCUUAGGAUGAGCCUUCUGUAUCUACAGGGUCCUAUUCUGCAUAGUCUGCCAUGUUUCUACAGCAGCGCAGAAGGUACAGACCACUGUCUUUGUUUUUAGUAAUUACCCUAAGAGGGGACGAGAUGAGAGGUGUUGAAGCUGGUUGCAAUCUGCAUCCACACUGCUAGAUGCCACUACAUCCUGCAUUCCAGACCCUUUUAAACCAGUUUUGUGUGAAAGAUGACAGUUAUCAUUUGGAAACAAGAAACCAUUUUAAGUCUUUUAAGCCAAAUCUUGGUGGUGGUUCUGCUGUGGGUCAUCCAAGUCUUGUAGUGUCGGGAGACCUUUGCCCAAGAACUGAGUAGAUAAUUGUUAUAUUUUGAAUUGCCAUAGCUGUAAGAGAGAAAAAAAAAAAGGAAAAUGUAAUGCAUCCACAUGUGCAGCAUUAACAUGGUUGCUGUAGAAUCUGCAUUCACAUGCGGGUAGUCAGAAUUAAAAUAUUCAAACUGUUAAGUGACUGAUCUUUCUUUUCUGUUUUUGAUCUGAGCAUGUAGAUUGAUGGUGAAGUGGUAAAAUAACCCGCCGUUCAACCGUGGACAUGACUUCAGUGUGUUUGGUGCACUACUAUGAGUUCUGUGAGCUCUGUCCACUUUCUGCACUGUUGUCAUAGCGAUACUGUGAUUUCAAGUUUUGUCAUUGACCCUUUUUGCAUUUGUAAAAACCCUGUUAGAAACUCAGUUAAGUGCAAUAGGUCAAUAAAUCUGAUUUCUCUAGCAGUGACCCCUCAGCCCUUUUACAACCGGUACGGAAAAGUGUUUACGUGAAGUUUAUGAUAUCAUAUUAAUGCCAGGUUGAAACACAGUGAAUGUAAUAUUGACAUAGGAUGGUAUUCUUUGUCAGUCCCCCUUAAGUAUGUUUUAAGGAGCUUUGGCAUUACAACAGUGACUUCCGACUCUUGUCAGAGUCAUCUAGAUGUUCACAUGUGGUACACAUCAACCAAAGGUGAAAGCAACAUGUACUGGAGUUAUGGUACAUUUCAUAUUGACUAUUUAUUUCUCAAAGCAGGAGGAAAAGCGUUUGACCAGCAAAUGAACAUUCCAACAGCAGCAGGACAGUAGAAACCUGCAGGCUGUUGGGAUGACUGACGUUCUGUGGAGGGGGGAGGAACAAAAAAAACAGGGAUGCAUGCAAGAUCACUUAAAGUCCCUGCUUGCCUUCAUGAAAGCAUAAAUCUCCCAGCUUGAGCCUGCAGCAACCUGAUUUUAUCAUUCUUGGGGAGUAAUGAGCCUGAAGCUGAGCGUGUAAAACGUAACCUUUCAUAUGCAAAUUUCUGAAAAUGCUGUGUUUGGGCAGAAAACAAAGAUUUAUUCGAAGGUAAACUAGUUUGACUGGUGAGCCACACAGACGACGGCAUUGUGCUCUGACCUUUAUUUUCGGUUGCAAACAUGCCAUUCUGGAUGAUAAAUGAGAUUAUUUGAAUUGUUUUUUAUGUUGUUCUGAUGUUAGAGGAUGUUACAUUUCCCAUUUGUCUUCUCUGGUGCCUGUCAUCAAAGACAUUAUCUGCAUCACAUCAGCUUAAUUUCUCUGUUUUUAACUCAACUUUUAACUUAUUUUUGUUGUUGCAAGAAACAGGGUUAUUUUUGUUCAGACCAAAGGUACAGAUAAUUUUUAUUCAGACAAGGAAAAGGUGAAUUACUUGGUCUUGGAUUUUUUUUUCUCUUUUUUUUUAUAUGAUGGGCAAGGGGUUUCACAGUAUUUCCCCAGCUGAUCUCUUUCUCUGUGGUAAUGUCUGAUCUAUACAGGUGUUUUGGGCUUCUUCUGUAUUUUAACUUUUUAUAUGGCUGCUGUCUUAAAAAAAAACAACUGUUUGUAUUUUACUAGGAAAAAUAAAGUUAAUUCAGAUGUUGAUGGA
Messenger RNA from Acanthopagrus latus (yellowfin seabream), 3444 nucleotides. RefSeq names its product eukaryotic translation initiation factor 5A2 (gene eif5a2). Gene Ontology annotation, molecular function: translation elongation factor activity; ribosome binding; RNA binding. The record is from RefSeq and is a predicted model, not a curated record. The transcript is spliced from 5 exons. The coding region runs from base 169 to 624 and encodes 151 amino acids. Gene Ontology annotation, biological process: positive regulation of translational elongation; positive regulation of translational termination. Lineage: Eukaryota; Metazoa; Chordata; Actinopteri; Spariformes; Sparidae.